AAAAGAACAGCGAAUCAUGUACACAUAUAAAGGCCUUAAAGAAUUUUAUGAAGUUCUGUUAAGAAGGAAAAAACCAGUGAUGCACCUGAAUCAGUAAAACUAUAAAUGCAAAACUUGAGAUUAGAAGUAUUAAUGGUAGAGCUGAGGAAUUUUAUGAUUAGAAAAUAUGAGUUUUGCUAGCAUAGAAGAGACAAGAAAGGUCAGUUUAAUCCGGAGAGGAUGGUUAUUAUUAAUAUGAAUGCUAGUUUUACAAAUAGAUUAUUUCUUGUUGGUCAAAAUGAUUUGGUUUGCUUUAUUUAUUUAUAGAAACAAAAUGCAAACCAUUCUCCUGUUUUUGUAACUCUGUUCUUGUUUGAGGCUUGGGCAUUCUGUGCUGCUAUGAUAGCUUUUUUAAUCCUUGAUUUUCCUGUGUAGCUCUAGCAAACCUGGAGUGUUUGCAUAGCAUUUGAUAAUGGCCAUUGGCAGUCUCAAAAGAACCCCACAGCAAUGACCACAACAAAUUGCAUCAGGUUCAUUGAACCCAGUGGUACAAUAUGGGUGAAAGGUAUAGAUGGAAUGAUAUCUCUUUGAAUGGGGUUUUAGAUGGACUUAUUCUGGAAACAAAUUCUAUUCCCUGCAACUGGAAUAAAUUCAGAAUUAAUUUUUAGAAAAUAUCAUUACUCAAACUAGAAAGAAUUACUCGUAUGGUUUUACCUAAAAAAUGGUCAAAAAUACAUCAUUCUGAAAUUAAAAGAAAGCAUGAGGCGGUUUAAGUCUUCAAAAUUUACUUGUCUCUGAAGAAAAGGAGGAACCGACUCCAAAAUAAGAACUUACUAGAAAAAACUCCAAAGCAAAAUAAAAAAGUAAGGUACUUGUUGAUGAAAGAUUUAGAAACUUACCUAAAAUACAAAAACUCUACACUCCUUUUGUGAUGCCAUCUUGUACAAAAGCCUGAAUACCUGUCGAUAGGAGUGUUUGGAAACAUUCCCAAAAUACAAAAUUGUAACUCCUGUUAUAAAUUCCAUUCAUCUUUUCAAAUCCUUUUCUGCCCCAAACCAGCAUCAGAGAAGAAAGGCUAUUCUUCUGUUUCAACCAUGGAAACAGAACAGCUAGCUAUUGAAUAUGGCUACAAGGCCAAGCCUUCAGCUCUCUUGAACACCAUCUUCACUUGGACGGUGAACACUGCUGCUAAGACACUUCUCUCGGUGGCAUCAAAUUCAAAAACUGGACAUACAGAGAAGUGGAAGCCUACUGAUCAUCUGAAAUUCAUGGUCAUGCUAAUGACUUGGUUCACUGUCUGGGUUCUUAGGGUUUUGAUGGAUCAUUUCCCUUCCUCCUUAGCCCCCUCUCCUUAUUAUCUCCCGGGAGUUUCGUCACCCAUUGGACUACUUGACUUAAUGCCAUCGUCAUCAUCGUUGUCACCAUCUUCGUCAUCUUCUUUGGAUUUGGUUCUGUAUGAAGGAUCUGAUGAACCAUCCAUUAAAGCCCUUGGAAGAGCUCUCUCACAUAUUUUUACACUCCUGAAUGAGAUCCCAGCUUCAUCAAGGAAAUACCAGUUUGCAGUGGCUAUGGCAGACAGGAUUGUGGAUGAGAAUUCCAGGGAUGGGCAUGUGGAACUACUUCAUAUAAACCGUACAAUUUUAGCAUCUGCAUUUGCGCGUACAACAGGUCUUCUUUAUCGUUCACUCCAAAGACAAGAAGCAGCAGGGGAUGAUAGGAUUGCAUGGCCUUCCCGCAUCAUCAAGGCACUCCCACUCGGCUCCUACCUUACCUUCUACGUAAAAGGGCUCAGUCACUGUGUCAGCACCAUCUUCCCUUCUCUGGGCACGUCUCAAUCGGAGAAGAAGCAGCAACUGGCUAUGGGAGGUGGAGAAGAGGAGAUAAUGGCGGAGAAGUUGGCUCAGGAGUUGCUGUGGAUAAUGGACAAGCUGAGGGGUUGUGGGGCAGUCGACGAAGCGCUGAUGCAGUGGAGCUUUGCCUCCGGCCUGGCCUCCUUUUCUCUCACUGCUAAUCCAAGGGUCCAAGGUUCCAUCGUCAAGAUCUCGGCAAUAUUAGUUGAAGAGCUCAGUCGAGUAGACUUUGAAGUUCCAAGGCAGGUGAAGUUCAGGCUGAUCGGGCUUUGGCUUCCACUGUUCUGCUUCGCAGGCAACGGGCUUGCGUUUCCUUUCUUGACAGGCUAUGAGAAGGCAGAAACGGAGAGAGCCCUGGACAGAGUGAUUUCGACCUUGCCCGCAACUGACCAAGAAGUGAUCCUCACCAACUGGCUACAAGACUUCACCAUUUCAGCCUCAGACUGGCCAAAUCUCCAGGUAUCUUAUGACCGAUGGUGCCGUUCAACUCGAAAGCUUGCUGCAUAAACUUGCACGUAUACACGUAUACAAAUACGUAGCUUGUGUACAAUGCCUACAAUCGACUGCAGGCUUAUAUACCACUCUAGUAUAAUUAGUUACUUUACCUUGUUUUACUUGGUAGUAGUAUAUAUUGGAGAUUAUGAAGUAAAGGGCUCACACUACAAGGGGAAUUACAUCCAUGGUAUGCUUGUCUAUGGAAUGUUGGUCGCCCUAUCUAUCAUCCUGGUAUAUUUAUGUGUAGAAUGUGUUUUUAUGGUGGAUGUUUCGUUCCUAUUAUAACGGUUUUAGCUUGUAGCGUUGUCUUUUUAGCUCUUCCAUAAGAAUUGCAUCUACGGAUAAUCAGUUGGUGUUUUGAUAUAACUAAUAUGGGAUUUUCUUUGGA
This is a messenger RNA of Vitis riparia (riverbank grape), 2712 nucleotides long. RefSeq lists its product as uncharacterized. NCBI's taxonomy places the organism in Eukaryota, Viridiplantae, Streptophyta, Magnoliopsida, Vitales, Vitaceae. The transcript has 3 exons. The record is from RefSeq and is a predicted model, not a curated record. The coding region runs from base 1074 to 2336 and encodes 420 amino acids.